Myxocyprinus asiaticus (Chinese sucker) is the source of this 1877-nucleotide messenger RNA. Its product is annotated as tRNA selenocysteine 1-associated protein 1-like. The transcript has 9 exons. NCBI's taxonomy places the organism in Eukaryota, Metazoa, Chordata, Actinopteri, Cypriniformes, Catostomidae. The record is from RefSeq and is a predicted model, not a curated record. Gene Ontology annotation, molecular function: RNA binding. The coding region runs from base 196 to 1170 and encodes 324 amino acids.
UAGUGAAGACUAACAAACAGCCAUAAACAAACAUAUCCUGCCAGACAGUUGACUCUGGUCUAAGUGCUGCAAGGCCGGAAGCGGAAGUGUCUUUCAUUUAUCGUUCGAGUUUCAGUAUCACCACGCAGAUCCAGAAGCAAACAGUGUCGCUUAUAUUCCACAAACCUCUGAGGUGUACUAAAUUCAGCAGCCAAGAUGUUUAACAGAAUGACAAGCUUGUGGAUGGGUGAUUUAGACCCAUACAUGGACGAGAGUUUCAUCAAGCAAGCUUUCAGCACGAUGGGGGAGACGGCCUACAAUGUCAAAAUAAUUACACAUCGAGUUACCGGAGGUUCUGCUGGAUACUGUUUUGUGGAGCUGGCAGAUGAAGCCAGUGUUGACCGUUGUGUCCAGAAACUCAAUGGGAAGCUGGUUCCAGGAUCAAAUCCGCCCAGGAAGUUCAAGCUUAACUAUGCAACAUAUGGGAAAAGGCCAGAGCCUGGUCCAGAAUUUUCUGUCUUUGUUGGAGACCUUACUUCAGAAGUGGAUGACUACCAGCUUCAUCAGUUCUUUUUGAAAAAGUUUCCCUCAUGCAAAGGAGCCAAAGUUGUGACUGAUCCCUAUGGGAACUCCAGGGGUUAUGGCUUCGUGAAGUUUAGUGACGAGAACGAACAGAAGAAAGCCCUUGAGGAGUUUCAGAAUGCAUCGGGCCUUGGAGGAAAACCCAUCAGGAUCAGCAUCGCUGUCAACAAAGGCAACAAAUCAAACAAUUACCACAACCAGAAUCACAAUUACAACAGCAAUUACCAACAGCAGUACUAUCAACAGCCCUACAACAGUUACUAUCCGCAGUGGGGCUACGAUCAGUACAACAGUUACAACUACGGAUAUAACCCUUAUGCUACCCCCCCUCCAGUUCCACAUGGGAUGAUGGGACCGCCCCCGCCCAUGGGGAUUCCCCCCAUACCCCCUGACAUGCAUGCAUCCACAGAGCAGUCACAUGACACCACUGAGGAUGCUGAUGAGGACACUACAGAAGACCCAAACCCACAGGUGGAUGUGGAUGCACUAAACAAGCAGUACAUGGAGCGCAGUGAGGAGCUCUAUGAUUCGCUAAUGGAUUGCCAUUGGCAGCCACUGGACAGCGUCACAUCUGAAAUUUCUGUGGUAAAUGGCUCCUUGACUGUCUAAACCAAAUUUGUAUGCCUUCUGAAGGAACAUGCCUUUUUUAUUAUGCUCUGAGCGAGUUUUCAGAGAAUGUUCUUUCUUCCUUUCCGCCUUUUUAUUUGGAGCUUUAUCCUAGCAGGCAACGUUUUUUUUCUUUGUGUGUCCAUGACCUUUUGUUUAAAAGUGAUGUAGUCUAGGUUUUGUUGUAUAGAUUACUUUUAUUUUAAAAGGGAUGGAUAGCAACUGCUUCAGUACUGUCAUUUUUAAACAGGUGCAAUUCUUGCUAUUGCCUUAUUAAACUUUUCCAUAAGAAAUUCACAGUUAAUACUCAUGAAUUAAGCAUGCUUUGUGGGUAUAAAACUUGUGUGAUCCAGACAAGAAUUUUGUAUCCCUUUAAAAUAAUACCCUGUUUUGUUUGAUACGACACAACUGGUGGUUUUGCAUUUAGAAACUUUUUUUCAAUAGAUUGGUUUUUAUUUUUUAUAGAUGUUUGCUAAAUGAAACACCUGGGUAAAAUUGAAUAACCCACUGACCCAGAGUUAAUGCCUGUACAGAAAUAUUACAUACUGCAGCCCUCAAAAUGACUCUUUCCUUGAAUUACAUGUGUCUGAGUAUGUCAAUUACAAGAUUCUUAUUUAAUGCUGAGCUCAUCAGAAAUCCUCUGGGUAUUUUUGUAAUAAAACCAAUUGAGAUUGUCAAGGAUGAACCUAAUAAAACAAAGUGAUAUCUCA